Molecule: messenger RNA, 2101 nt
Organism: Xenopus laevis (African clawed frog)
Lineage: Eukaryota; Metazoa; Chordata; Amphibia; Anura; Pipidae
Gene: cxcr6.L
Product: chemokine (C-X-C motif) receptor 6 L homeolog
Exons: 4
Coding region: 1-1161 (386 amino acids)
Source: RefSeq, a predicted model, not a curated record
AUGCAGAGUGCACGGCACAUGUGCAGUGUCACUGACACGCCUAAUAAAAUGCAAGAUGGGAGUCAAUGCAGAAUUUGCUGUGACAGAGUUCAAGCAGAUAUCAACCUGCUAACACGUCAGCUUGCAGCAGCUUUCAUCAGACCAUCACCCGUAAAUAAUAUGACAAACAACACAGAAGAAAGUGAAAUAAUCUAUUAUGAUGAAGAAACCUCUGACUCUGAUCAUCAUAUGCUGCACGAUUACAUUUUGCCAGUUCUGUAUUCUGUCACCUGCGUUACUGGACUGGUUGGCAAUUUGCUUAUUAUUAUCAUUUAUGCCUUCUAUGAGAAGAUGAGAACUCUCACCGACACCUUCAUGGUAAACUUAGCAAUGGCGGAUAUAUUCUUUCUCUGCACUUUACCAUUCCUGGCAUAUCAAGUGGCCCAAGGCUGGAUCUUCGGUGAAGUCAUGUGCAAAAUUACCCGUGUGGUGUACAGAAUAAACUUGUACUGUUCCAUGCUCCUUCUUACCUGCAUCACUUUCGACAGGUUUAUUUCCAUAACACAGGCUAAAAAAUUUAACAUGUACCAUUCGAAGAAACAUAGCUUGGGAAAGUUAGUCUGUAUGAUUGUCUGGUUGGUGUCGCUGUUACUUGCAGUGCCACAAUUUAAGUACAGUGUGACCAGUAAUGAAAACUGCUUUGAAGUUUAUGAUCCACCCCAUCUAGAGGUGAUGGUUAACUCAUUUCAAAUUACUGUUGGGGUUUUUCUACCGUUAGCUGCAAUGAUUUUUUGUUACACUUUCAUAAUUAAAAAACUGAUAUUUGCUAGCAAUUAUCAGAAACAUAAGUCAAUAAAAAUCAUUUUUAUGGUAGUGAUGGCCUUCAUUGCAACUCAGCUGCCCUAUAAUAUAGGUAUAUUGUGUCAUGUUGUAUACAAAACCUUUGAUAAAACGUUUAUGCUCAUAACAGAAGCUAUAGCAUAUAUGCAUGCAUGUCUAAACCCAAUUUUAUACUUUUUUGUUGGAGUAAAGUUUAGAAAAAACUUCUGGAAAAUUUUGGAAGAUUUACGUUUGGCCAAACCAAAUAUGGAAUUAUCUGAUAAUUUAAAGACUACAGACAGAGAGUCUAAAUCCAUUUCUGUCUACAACAACACAGAAGCCAUUAGUAUGAACCAGUUGUAAAAACAUAUAAAGGAAUAUGCAGCUAUAAUAUGUAAUUUUAAUUAUGUAUAGAGUUUUUAUCAACAAGUUGCUUCUCUUAGCAUGUUCCUUUUCUGACUACUAGCAAAGGCUGAUAAGGUUGCAGUGAAUUAUAGUUCAACUGGGUAACUCCGGCAGUGAUUCAGCUCUUGUUGAACUACCCUAAAGACCCUCAGGGAAUGCAGAGAGUUGUAGUGCACCAGGAGAUGAAGCGUUUCAGGUGGGAUAUUUGUUGUGUAGACAAUGCUGACCUUAUGCUUCUUGUAAAAAAGCAGUGUAAAAUAAAUGACUUUAAAUGUAAUUUAUAAAGGUGUGUAUAGUCUUUUAUGCUGCCUGUCAGUAUUUAAGAUUUCAUUUCACACCAUUAUUUUUAUGGCGUUACUAGUUCAAGUCAAUGAAAAAAAUUCAGUAAGCAAGUAAAUUCCGGUGGUAAAAAGCAUGAUUACUGUUUUUUAAACACUCAGUAGAGUUUACCCAGGAAUUUUACAAAUACAAAUUUUACACUGAAAAUUAAGUUUUUUACAUGCCCUUGAGCCCUUCCAAUCCCAUUCAUAAUAAUUCUGUUUCUGAACUGUGUAAAUGGCAGCCCCUGCUAAUGUUAAGCAGCUUCCUGUAGAUAAGAAUUGCUAAUGGCAAAACAAACUGAUAAAAUGCAGUCCCUUCUGGCAAUAGUGUAUUUCCGAAGGGAAUGGAUGGAAAUUGAGUGUAUUUUUCCUGUAGUCCUGGGUAUUUUUUUUUUUAGAUCUAAUAGAUGUAUAAAUACAUUGUACUUUAGGAAAGAAAGCUCCAGUCAUCAACAAAAUGUAUUUCACUUUUCAUUCAUUUGUAUUUAAUGAACUGUGUGUUUUUUAUUAUGUACUUUUUGUAACAUACUGUAUAUAUACCCUUUUGGUGCUAUGUAAAUAAAAUUGACAAUUAAAAA